Molecule: messenger RNA, 2131 nt
Organism: Centruroides sculpturatus (bark scorpion)
Lineage: Eukaryota; Metazoa; Arthropoda; Arachnida; Scorpiones; Buthidae
Product: F-box/LRR-repeat protein 20-like
Exons: 5
Coding region: 1-600 (199 amino acids)
Biological process (GO): SCF-dependent proteasomal ubiquitin-dependent protein catabolic process
Cellular component (GO): SCF ubiquitin ligase complex
Molecular function (GO): protein binding
Source: RefSeq, a predicted model, not a curated record
AUGACUAUUGGACCCAACAAGUUGAAUGGUAUUGCACUCCAAAUCAUACAGGAAUCUCAGCUAUGCUUGACAGUUGGUUUCCAACUGUCCAGGAGAUUACCAGAUGCAUCUUACAAUCUUGACUGCAGUCAAAUUGUAAGCUGCGUCUGGUUAUCUCCAGAUUGGAAUACUUGCCAGAGUCUCAGCAAAUACUGUCCAAAAUUGAUACAUCUUGAUUUAGGAUCUUGCUCACAAGUUACAAAUCUAUCAUUAAAGGCUAUAGGGGAUGGAUGUCCAAAUUUGGAGAAUAUUAAUAUUUCAUGGUGUGAUCAAAUAUCUAAUCAUGGUGUUGAAGCUUUAGCACGAGGUUGUCCUAAACUAAAAUCUUUUAUUAGUAAAGGAUGUUCACUUGUCAAUGAUGAAGCUAUUUAUGAAUUAACAAGGUUUUGUUCAAAUUUACAAGUUAUAAAUCUACAUGGGUGUGUGAAUAUAACAGAUGAAUCAAUUUUAUGCAUUAGUCAAAAAUGUCCUAAAUUGUAUUAUCUUUGUGUAUCAAACUGCUCACACUUGACAGAUUCAUCUCUUGUUGCUCUUGGACAAGGAUGCCAUAAUUUAAGGUGACAUAAUAUCUAAACAUAUACUUAUCCUUAUUUAAUAUUUUCAUAAAUAGACUAAUGAUUUAAUAUCAGAAAUUCUGUUUUUCUGUAUUCAAUUAAUGUUGAUUUUAAAAUUAAGAAUACUUUCUUAUAAAGUACUAGUCAUUAAUUCUUUUCUUUCAAGUGUAUAUAUAGAACCAUCCAAGAAAACUGAAAUCAUCAGUUUAUGUUAACUCUUAUCGAUGGACAUGCAUAAUAAUAUAUAUUUUUUUCUAUCAUAAAAUAAAUAUCACAUCAGCAUCAAAUUCUCAAUAUAUUUAUACCAAUACUGAAAUUUAUUUAUAAACAUGAUACAUUGGACUCUUGCUAAUCUGGCCAUUCCUUGCAUAGAAAGGAGCCAGAUUAGCAAGAGUGCCAAAUUACUAAGUAUGUAUAGACCUAAAGACUAUCUAAAGGCAAUGAAUGAUGUGACCUGUUGCUCUUCAGUACUGACUUUUUUGGAAGCAGAUGGGCAAGUAGUUUGGCAUCCUGGUAUGCAAUACUGUACACAGAAAUGAAACCUGAAUAAACAGGUAAAUAGAUUGUAUGAUAUUAGAGCUCCACCAAUGUGCUGUGAUAUGAUGAUAGAUGUCUGCAAUGCCUGCAAGUGGAGGAAAACCACAUAGUUUAUGGUGGGCAUGUGAAUGGUUAAUUAAUUAAUUUAUUUAUUUAUUUGUUAAAUUUACAGAAAUAGUCUGAUUAGACAUUUGAUUUCCAUCCCCUACAAAACCUAUAUAAAAAAAAACAAACAAAAAAGCCCCAAUAAAAAAAACAAAUAACAAAUCUUAAAAGUGAUACAGCACUUUUUAUAUUUUGUUUUAAAAACAGGGAGUUUAAGAUAUAAAAAUUUAUCAAAAUUAUUAAGGUUUCACAAAAUAUGGUAAAAAAAAAAAAGAUUGUUGGGGUAUUUAGACAAAAAAGCGAGUAAAAAUGUAAAUAAAUGAACAAAGUUUCAUUCCAAAUCCCAUUUCUCAAUGGGAUUUGGAGUGAAAGCCAAUCUUGAUAGAUAAGACCAUUAAAAUAUUUGUAAUAAAUUAGCUGGUCAAAAUAUUUAAUUCUCUCAAAGAAAGAUGGGAAACCCAGGCAAAUUCUAGCGAUAUUUCAGUCAAGAAUGAAAAGCAGGUUAUACAUUUUGUUAAACAUGAGGUUUAAUAGCUGAAGUAAUCUUGUCUAAAAGGGAAGGUGUAGCCAUUGACCAUAUGGGCAAGCCAUAAUUAACACAUCACUGAAAGUUAGCAUAAAAAAUGGUCUGCAAUGCUCUUUUAUUAAAGAUGGGCUUACAAAAUUGCGAUAAAAUUCUAUGUCUUAUAGCAAGAACUUUAACUAGUUUAUCAAUAUGAUUUUUGAAAGUAAGUCUGGUGUCAAAAACUAUGCCCAAGUUGCUAAUAGAAGAUACAUAUUUAAUUGGAUUAGAAUCAAUGUAUAAAAUGGUCACUGAAGGAUUACAGAUCAAUGUGUAACACAUAGCAAGUGUUUUAUUAAUAAUAAUUUUAAGUAAAUAAUAAAAACAAUGGGAU